CCAAGGGCUCGGGUGUUCUUUCUCACGCACAACAUUCACAUUAUUUUAUAUAAAUUUCAUUAGUGUCUCAACUACGGGCUCGUUUGCACCCUACGACAAGCAAUCCAGCAUAUUUAAAUACUCCAGUCACAUGGUUAAUCUGUUGACGAGGUCGAUGAGCCAUCUGGGGCAGACGGCGUCGUGGGUGGUGCGCAAGUACGUGAGGUUCUUGGUGAUCGGGGCGUUCUCCACCUGCGCCUUCCUUAACCUCGCCCUCCACGCUGGCGCCGGACUACAGUACUACUGCCGCGAAGAGUGCGUGGAGGGGAUAAUGCGUAGGCCAGUGCCAUCACUGGACUCUGCCGCCGUGGCGCACAUCAGGAAGGUGUGGGUGGACGAGCCAGCACCGCCGGGGCUCUACAAGCCAGACUUCUCCCUCGACAACCCGCCGUGGUCUGCCUUGAGCAACUGGGGAGAAGCCUACAAGUUUGUCAAUAACUAUUUCAAAAACUAUGAGAAACCUGGAACCUUCAUGGAGAUCGGGGCCCAGGACGGAGAGUUCAUGUCCCUCACGUUGUUUGUGGAGCAGCAGCUGGGGUUCCGCGGGGUGCUGGUCGAACCCAACCCCUUCGACUACCAGAAGCUGCGGGCCAUGCGACGGCCUGCCCUCUCCAUCAACGCCUGUGCUACUCCCGCAGGCGGCCACAGAAAGGACAAGCUGUGGCUGCGGUACACUCCAGAGAACCUACCUUCACUACUGCGUCGGGUCCAGGAGGGAAGCAACAGACUUGUCCAGUAUGUUUCUCCUGAGGACCAGGACCUGGGGAAGACCGUAGACGUGCAGUGUUUCAAUGCCGGGGCAAUGGCCCUGGCCGCCCUCCGCACGGCAGUCGUCGACCUGCUCGUCAUCUCCACCCACGGCGGCGAACUCGACAUUCUUUACAGCAUUUCUCUCCGUGUCCACUUCAGGAUGGUGGUCCUGAUGGUUCCUCUGGCCACGCAGGAAGAGAUUGAGGAGCUGAAAAAAGUAGCAAAAUCUCGAGGCCUGACGCCCGCCUUCGACAAGCACAGCAUCCACAUCCUUAUUCCCGAACAUGAAGUCAAAUAUGUCUAGGAGUUUUGACUUCUUAUAGCUCUACCCCCAUCCCCCAAUUUUCCUUACCUAGUCCUCCCACUUUAUCCCCCCCUCCCCCGAUUUACCACCUUUC
This is a messenger RNA of Procambarus clarkii (red swamp crayfish), 1187 nucleotides long. RefSeq lists its product as uncharacterized. The record is from RefSeq and is a predicted model, not a curated record. NCBI's taxonomy places the organism in Eukaryota, Metazoa, Arthropoda, Malacostraca, Decapoda, Cambaridae.